This is a messenger RNA of Xiphias gladius (swordfish), 2094 nucleotides long. It is a transcript of the gene zwilch, whose product is annotated as zwilch kinetochore protein. The transcript has 19 exons. The record is from RefSeq and is a predicted model, not a curated record. Lineage: Eukaryota; Metazoa; Chordata; Actinopteri; Istiophoriformes; Xiphiidae. Gene Ontology annotation, biological process: protein localization to kinetochore; mitotic spindle assembly checkpoint signaling. The coding region runs from base 252 to 2048 and encodes 598 amino acids. Gene Ontology annotation, cellular component: RZZ complex.
UCCGAGCAUAUCACUUCCGUCAAAAGCGUUAUCUCGACAAUUCUUUUAGUUAAGCCCAGAGAAAGACACCUGAUAAAAUUUUCAUCAGUGUAAAAAUAAUAACUUUAGUAGUUUUAUUCAAAUUCUCAUAACAAAACAGAGGAAUUUUAAAGUAGAUUGCUGCAGCUGGGACUAUUUCUUUACUCCAUGUUGGCGAAGGAUAAACGUAAAGGCCGAACUACUUUCUAUGAGAUCUGUUCUGUAAUUUUGCGAUGGGCUCAAAGGUGAUAUCUAGUGCCAAGGAGUUUUUUAAUAUUCUUCGAUCUCUUCAAAGUGAGGAAAGCAGCGAUCCAUAUUCAUGUGAGGAGGACAUCCAAAUAUUAAAGACGAAUGGAGACAGAAUAGCUGUGGUGAAUAUGUACUGUGGCAACCAGCCAGUCUUCAUCUGUCAAAAAGCUGUUCCAAAAAUAAGUGAACCUGAUGAUCAACAAAAACCUGAGUAUUCAAACGGCGCUAAUGAUGACGAUGAUGCCGAUGAUGAUGAUGCCGAUGAUGAUGAUGCCGAUGUCCUCCAAACAGAACUGGGACCAAAGCCGCUCACAAUCAUGAAAGCAAGGCAGUUGCUGUCUUGGUACACAUUAUCUCAAAAUGCUAAUGUGUCAGCUGUGGACAACAACUCUGCCUUACACCCUCUGUGGGUGCGGUGUGACAUGUUUGAUCCCGCUAGAACAACCUGGUUUGGGGCUGAAACAGUCUGCGUGGGCAGUAAAGUAACUGGUGUAAAAUUAUACUCCGUUACCUGCAAAGGCUCAACAGUGGACAAAAGCUCUCUAAUAACCUUAGAUGAGCUUAAACAAGAGCACAAGAAAAGGCAUCACCCAUCCUCAAUGGCAAUGAAAGGCAGUGCCAGGUUCAACUUGUUUGGCUCCACUGUUGUUGAAAACACCAUGAUUGAGUCACAGAGUAGUGUGACAGUGGAUUUCAAAUGGAGUCAUGUAGAGAGUAUCCUUGAGACCCCACCCCUGUCUUCUACAGCUACACUGAAUAUCAAAGUUGUAAGCGGAGACAUGAGAAGCCCAAUGUUUGAGAUGUACGGGGAGCUAGAGUUUCUUCAGACCCUUGCUGAUGGUUUGAGAACUGGUGAGACUGAAUGGAUGGAACCUUUGGAAAGCACAUCAGCAGUAAACCUUACCAAGGCCUACCUAGAAGAGCUUCAGAGCACUGCAAAGACACUACAGGAUAAGGCUGCAAAAACAGUUGAGACCACAAAGCUGAAGUCUGAGACAGACACUCCCAUUUUCAACUCUCUCUUGGAACGAGGCGAUUUGGAUUUUGUGGAACAGUUGUGGGUUCACAUGAGAAAGAGUGUGACUUCUUAUCAAGACAUUGGAGACUGCCUGAAAUUGGUCAUCGAAGCUCUGAGAUACGGGGACAUCAAACCCUGGAUUCACAGAGACAGCAGUAGCUACCUCAGCAAGCUCAUCCUGCAGUCGUACCACCAGCAGAUGGAUCAUGUGUCUCUCACAGGUGUCACCCCUGUCCACAUGCUGCUAGAGAUGGGUCUGGACAAGAUGAGAAAGGAUUACAUCAACUACCUCAUUGGUGAAGAAUUGACAACUCUAAACCAUUUGUGUUACUACCUGAGCACAGAGGUUGAUCUACAGGAGCAAGUGAGCCGACUCAGAAAACUGCACCAUCUGCUGGAAAUAAUUGUGACCUGCAGUACAUUCCUCGGUUUGCCCUAUGACCGGCUGUUCCUACUCACACAAUCAUGUUUGCAGCACUACAAAACAUACCCAUAUGAUGAGGAACAUGAAUUCAAACUCCAAAUCAAACCAGCCCUGAUCAGCCAUUUCUACCAGAAAGAGCACCCAGCUUUGUGGGGAGUUGAGGUGUCCAGUGGCCAUGGUCCUCGUGAGGUCAGGACAUCCUUACAGCUCAGUGACAGACCACUGGUUGAUCAUGUCAUCUUUGAAACAGAUUACCCAAAUGAAACAGGGAAUGGGGACAGUGAGGACCCUGGCCUCUUCUCCACCAUGGUGUGCUGCAGUCUUGUCAACUUUGCAUGAAUUUACACAGAGCACAACUGAACAUUAAAGGAGGUGUUUAUUUUCA